AUGGCAGGCUGCAGGAUACUCCUUCUCCUUGUUUUAGCUCUUGUCAUUACUUUUGUCUCCCCUGCUCGGCUUCUUGAUGAAGAAGAAGAUAUUGGCUUGGUCCCUAUGCCUACCACAAGUCCUGGUCCAUUACCAACGUCUGGAUCAGUCCCCUUCCCUACUGCUGGUUCAGGUACUGGUCCAACCUCAGGUGGCUCAGGUCCCUUGAAUACUUUAAGUGGCUCUGGACCUCUACCAACCACUGGUUCUAGUCCUUUACCGGUUGCUAGCUCGGGUCUCUUGCCUGCCACUGGCCCCGGUCCUUUACCAAACACCGGUUCUAGUCCUUUUCCGGUUGCUAGUUCUGGUCCUUUGCCGACUGUUGGCUCAGGUCCAGCAGGAUCAUCGACCGGUGGUUUACUUCCCGACCACGCCUUGGUCUUCUUUAUGCAUGAUAUACUCGGUGGCUCAAACCCAACAGCCAGGGCUGUGACUGGAGUCGUUGCAAACGCAGCUCUCAGUGGCCAACUCCCAUUCGCCAAACCCAACGGCGCAAACCUCCCUGUCAGUAACGGCCUUCCAUCUAACAGUAACAAUAACGGAAUCCUCAACAACAACAACGUCCCGCUUCUGGUCGGACUUGGCGGAACCACUUCAAACAUUCUACAGAACAACGGAAACAACCUCCUGAACGGUCUCCCCGUGGCUAACGGUGGUCAGCUCCCAUCUGGCUCGUCCCUUCAGAUGCUCAUGUUUGGGACAAUGACAGUGAUGGACAACGAGCUAACGGAAGGGCAUGAGCUCGGGUCAGGUCUGCUUGGCAAAGCUCAGGGGUUCUACGUGGCGAGCGCCGUGGAUGGAACCAGCCAGACUAUGGCUUUCACGGCCAUGUUUGAGAGUGGUGGUUAUGAAGACAGCAUCAGUUUCUUCGGUGUGCAUAGAACGGCUGCAUCAGAGUCUCAUCUUGGUGUCAUGGGUGGUACGGGGAAGUAUGUGAAUGCGAGAGGAUACGCCGUUGUCAAGACUUAUACGGGUGGCAGUGGGAACACACAGCAGCCGCACCAGUUCACAGAUGGGCUUGAGACUGUUCUGGAAUGCACCGUUUAUCUUUCUUACUAGUUUUUUUUUUUCUUUUUCUUGUUUUCUUUGUAUUUGAAUUGCGUUGUGUUCUUUUUCAUCUUUGUCAUCUUGAUAUGUAACAACAAAACCUAUUAAACUUGACAACAAAUUUCAUGUUGAUUACAAAGUUAUAUUAGAUU
Molecule: messenger RNA, 1238 nt
Organism: Raphanus sativus (radish)
Lineage: Eukaryota; Viridiplantae; Streptophyta; Magnoliopsida; Brassicales; Brassicaceae
Product: dirigent protein 25-like
Exons: 1
Coding region: 1-1098 (365 amino acids)
Source: RefSeq, a predicted model, not a curated record